This is a messenger RNA of Dioszegia hungarica, 1998 nucleotides long. Its product is annotated as alkaline phosphatase. The record is from RefSeq and is a predicted model, not a curated record. NCBI's taxonomy places the organism in Eukaryota, Fungi, Basidiomycota, Tremellomycetes, Tremellales, Bulleribasidiaceae. The coding region runs from base 1 to 1998 and encodes 665 amino acids. Gene Ontology annotation, biological process: dephosphorylation. The transcript has 11 exons. Gene Ontology annotation, molecular function: alkaline phosphatase activity.
AUGCUGUCCAACGUGCUCCUUCUCGCGCUGGUCUCGUCCUCGGCCCUCGCUCAGAGCUUCAGGCGUACUGGUGCAUGCCCCAAGCUGGGUUGUGUCUUCCCUCCUGACCAAACCGACUUCAUCGCUGGUCAGACUUUUGACAUCCGAAUCGAAGCCCAGGCGCCCGUAAACGGUACAGAGGCCUACAACGGCGGUAAGGUCGACCCCGAGUUCUCUCUCCACAUCGGCGGCGAGGGUGCCGAGCUCGUCCCUAUCACCCAGUUCCUCGGCGUCCCCGAAUCCACCGUCUCGUCCUACAACUUUACCUACUUUGAGGACUACUUUGCGCAGGAUGCCGGAGCUCGUACACCCGUCAACGUCCUCGCCAAGUCGUACCGCAACGUCCAGCUGCACAACCCGGGAACUUACCGCGUCGUCUUCAAGUACAACAAUGGUAUGACCACCGAGGCCAAGUGGUGUGUCAAGCCCCUGGCCAAGGUGGCCAAGGCCAAGAACAUGAUCUUCUUUGUCGGUGAUGGUAUGGCCACCUCCAUGAUCUCCGCUGCCCGUCUCUUGGCCCACAAGACCAUCAACGGAAAGUACCAGACUACUCUCAAGCUGGACGAGGCUCCCGCCUACGGAUCCCAGAUGACCCACUCCCUUGACUCCUUCAUCACCGACUCGGCCAACUCUGCUUCUGCUCUGUUCACCGGCAAGAAGAUGACCGUCAACGGUCUCAACGCCUACACCGACUCCACUGGCCGCGGCUUUGGCAACCCCGCCGUCGAGUCCGUCUUUGAGAUGUUCCGUCGUAUCACCGGUGGCCAAGUCGGUAUCGUCUCCAAGGCCUACAUUGCCGACGCCACCCCCGCCGCCGUCUGCGCCCACACCGCCCAGCGUGCCCAGUACACCUCCAUCAUCGAGCAGUACCUCAACGGUAUCAGCGGCAACCAGUCCUGGUUCCCCUGGGGCGGGGUCGAUCUCCUCUUCGGUGGUGGUGCCGAGGACUUCCUCCCCGGACCCGGUAACGGCAAUGUCUCGCAGUUCGAGCGAUGGCAGCAGUUCGGCUACCAGCUCGGUCUCAACAACACCCAGCUCCAGGCUUUCGACAACUCGCAGCGCGCGCUCGGUCUCUUCACCCAGGGCAACAUCUCUACCUGGCUCGACCAGAACGUCUACAAGAACGCCCUCGACCUCGCCGUCAAGCCCCGCGGUGGCCGUGGUGCUUACGACCAGCCCGGACUCAAGCAGAUGACCACCAAGGCUAUUGACAUCCUCUCGACUCGUGCCAAGGCCAGGGGUACCGGAUGGACUCUUAUGUCCGAGGCUGCCCUCAUCGACAAGGAGAUGCACGUCCAGGAUGUCGACCGUGCUCUUGGUGACCUCCUCGAACUCGACGACACUGUCCGCGCCACCCUCGAGCACCUCAAGGAGAUCGGGGAGCUCGACGACACCCUCGUCGUCAUCACCGCCGACCACGGACACGGCUUUGACGUCUUUGGCUCGGCCGACACCAAGUACCUCGACGCCCAGACCACCGACCGUGCCAAGCGCAACGCUGUUGGUGUGUACGAGCAGUCCGGUCUUUCCGCCUACCAGGUCCCCGCUGGUGUUGCUCCCAACAACCAGACUAUCUUCAAGGGCCCCAACGGACCCGGGUUCCCCGUCAACUGGGACCCGCGGUACACUAUUGCUCACGGAUGGUCCGCUUUCCCCGAUAAGCGUGAGGAUUUCCAGGUCAACAACCAAUCCGAACGUGUCCCGGCCAUCCGCGCCAACGCAUCUGCCGGUUUCUUCUUCAACCCCGCAGACAACCAGCGCGGGUUCAGCAUGUCCGGUAACAUUGGCGGGUCCAACGGUCAGGGUGUCCACUCCCUCGUCGAUGUCCCCAUCUACGCCUUUGGUCCCGGCCACGAGCUCUUCCGCGGUGUCAUGGGCAACGUCGAUCUCGCCUUCCGUGUCGCCGAGGCUCUUGGUCUCGGCCGUGACUCUAACGUCACUGCGCCUUACAAGAAGUAA